Messenger RNA from Mytilus californianus (California mussel), 408 nucleotides. RefSeq names its product acanthoscurrin-1-like. The transcript has 2 exons. Bases 1 to 408 code for a protein of 135 amino acids. The record is from RefSeq and is a predicted model, not a curated record. Lineage: Eukaryota; Metazoa; Mollusca; Bivalvia; Mytilida; Mytilidae.
AUGGGAGUUUUAACUAUACUUUUGGUAGCCGUUGUUGGAACAGUCUACGGAUAUGGCGGUUAUAGCGUUGGCAAUGGCGGUGGUUAUGGUGGUGGUAGAGGCGGAGUUGGAGGAGGAGUCGUUACUUUUGGUGGCGGUGGAGGAGGCGUAGUUGGCGGAGGAGGCAUUGUUGUAGGCGGAGGCAGUGGAGGAGGCGGUGUUGUUGGUGGUUUAAUCGGAGGUGGCGGUGGAUAUGGAGGUUUUGUCGGAGGAGGUGGUGGAAUAGGCGGAGGAAUAGGUGGUGGAGCAGGUGUUGUAGUAGGUGGGGGAUUAGGAGGAGGAUUAAGUGGUGGACUAGGCGGCGGAUUAGGCGGUGAAUAUGGCGUUGGAUAUGGCGUUGGAUACGGCGGAGGAAAAAAGUCAUAUUAA